GUCGCACGUACCUACUUACUCUCGGCUCUCGGCUCGGACGCCGGCUGUAGUUCUGUACCUAUAUAACCGCUAAACUAAACACACGCGGACAUACCCGCCGCUUUCUCACAUAUAAGUAUAUCAGUUGUGAGGGAAAAAUGGCGGAUGCAGCAAGCGUAGUCGCCGGUACGCCCGAAACGAGUCCGAUGAAAAAGACGAAGCUCAACCUCCAGGAAAAUGACAACAACGGCAGCUCGGCUAUCGAGGCCGGCAAACUCCAGGAGGACAGCGUCCACAUGACCAAGCAACUCAGCUUGUCGAACUUCAAGAUGACCCGCGUACUCAAUGUCAACAGUAUGCGCAAGCAAAUAUUCGUCGAGGGUCGGUUCACGAGCUAUGAGAGUCCCGCUGUAGUCAUCCUCGAAAAAAAAAUCUUCCCCGAGGACGAGAUAUUCCUCAAUCGAGGCUUCUUCAACGAAGGCACGAUCGUAAGGAAGACCUUCAGUAACGACGUCUACGGCAACUACGAGUGCUUUCCCACGCGAGAACACAAUGGUCUCAACAUCACCAUUAUCCAUCCAGCAACUCAAAAACACAUCGAUAAGUUUAUAAGAAAAGAAUUGUACAUGGUUAAUGAAACUUAUGAAACUUAUGAAAAUAUCACCAAACCUUUUUUGGAGGCUAACAACUUCUCCCUACAGUGGGUGGAUAACAUCCUAGCCCACAAGGCAGAGUUUGAAAAAAUUAUUUACGAAGACAGUGAUCCAGACAAUGGUUUUAUAAUGUUGCCAGAUUUGAAGUGGGACGGUUCUGUACCUACUUUAAGUAUAUUAGUACUAGCACGAAAAAGAAUCAAAUCCCUCAGAGAAUUGAAUGACACUCACCUACCACUUUUAAAGAAUAUUCGAGACUCUGGAGCUGAUAUCAUUUUCAACAAGUACAAACUUCCAUCUUCUCAGUUGAGGAUGUAUCUCCAUUACCAACCAUCGUACUAUCAUUUACAUGUGCAUUUCUCAUAUUUAAUGUUUGAAGCAGCAGGUAUUUAUUGCGAAAAAGCUCAUUUACUUUCAUCUGUCAUUAGUAAUAUAGAAAUGGUACCAGACUACUAUCAAAAGGCUGUAUUAUCUUUCAUUGUCAAGGAAGACGAUCCAUUGUGUAAAGAGUAUCAAGAAAAAGGUGUGUUAACUGUGAUUGAAAGUAAAAAAGGGCAAAUAAAUUGAAAAAAAAACUUGUACAUUAGGAAAAAUAUUUUUAUCUUUAAAUUAACUAAAAUUUUGCAUUGACGAAAGGCUCUUCUGUUUUAUAAUACAUACCAAAUACAUUGUAAUGAGAACAAGUUUUUCAUACUAACAAAAUCGUUUGAGACGUUUCAACUUAUUACAAUACUUAAUGUAUAUUGUAAAAUUUAUUAAACAAUGAAAUGUUCAAUUUUUGGACAAAUGUAUUUAAUAAAUUGUUCAAUUUAAAAAACACCUUAGUCAAAAGUAUUGACAAUCACAGUCUUGUAGCAUAGCUGUACCUUCUAUGGCAAAAUUGUGCACUUGAUUAAAUUUAUCGUCAAAGCCUUAAUAUUUUAAAAACACAAAGUUUUAUAAAGCAUUCAAAAAAAAAACUUGAUUAAAAAUUGUUGCGAUUCACAAAGUAGGCAUGUCAUACACAGUACAUCACACAAAAUCAUUACGUUGCAUUUAUCAAUAUUUAAUUAAAAUUAAUAUGAUUAUACUCUCACUUUAUGCGAUUGUGUGCUGUAUAUACUUUUAUAAAAUAUGUAAUAUUAGUUAUAAAUGAAUCGAUGAAUUAAAGUAAAAAAUAGUUAUCAAACUAUACCGAACGAUUGUACAACCACACUAUUAAAAUACAAGGAACGCUUGAAGUCGUCGUAAUAUAGACAAUACUAGAAUCACUGCAAUAUCUUACACACUGGACUUUUCAGUCGCUUU
Copidosoma floridanum is the source of this 1919-nucleotide messenger RNA. It is a transcript of the gene Dcps, whose product is annotated as Decapping enzyme, scavenger. Gene Ontology annotation, cellular component: nucleus; P-body. Gene Ontology annotation, molecular function: hydrolase activity; RNA 7-methylguanosine cap binding. The record is from RefSeq and is a predicted model, not a curated record. Gene Ontology annotation, biological process: deadenylation-dependent decapping of nuclear-transcribed mRNA. Lineage: Eukaryota; Metazoa; Arthropoda; Insecta; Hymenoptera; Encyrtidae.